This is a messenger RNA of Trematosphaeria pertusa, 1671 nucleotides long. Its product is annotated as cyclohexanone monooxygenase. The coding region runs from base 1 to 1671 and encodes 556 amino acids. The transcript has 2 exons. Lineage: Eukaryota; Fungi; Ascomycota; Dothideomycetes; Pleosporales; Trematosphaeriaceae. The record is from RefSeq and is a predicted model, not a curated record. Gene Ontology annotation, molecular function: N,N-dimethylaniline monooxygenase activity; NADP binding; flavin adenine dinucleotide binding.
AUGCCAGUAGUAUCAAUUGAUGCUCUUGUCGUUGGAACGGGGUUUGGCGGCAUCUAUCAGCUGAAGAAGUUGAGGGAUCAGGGUCUCAAUGUCAUAGCGAUUGACGCCGCCUCUGAUGUCGGAGGCACCUGGUAUUGGAAUCGGUAUCCGGGGGCAAUGUCAGAUACCGAGACGUAUCUCUACCGUUAUUCUUGGGAUCUCGAAGACUUGAGAUCCUACCCAUGGUCUACACGUUAUGUCUACCAGCCAGAGAUUCUCGCCUACCUGCAACAUGUCACGAAUAAGUAUGACUUGCGGCGACAUAUGCAAUUCGAUACGGAACUCACUUCGGCUGAGUGGAACGACAGUGCUAAGCGCUGGAUCGUCACAACAUCAACGGGGACCAUCUUUAAAACUCGCUAUCUGGUCUCUGCUCUGGGAUUGCUCUCACGACAGAAUCUUCCUGACUAUGAAGGCAUUAAAGACUUUGUUGGUGACAUGUACCACACCGGAAACUGGCCCGGAGGUGUCGAUAUCAAGGGAAAACGUGUGGGAGUGAUCGGUAACGGCUCGACUGGAGUCCAAGUCAUCACCGCGAUUGCAAAGGACGUGUCGAAGCUUGUGAGCUUUCAACGAAACCCUCAAUACAGCGUUCCAAGUGGCCAAGGCCCUGUCACGGAAGCGUACCGCAAAGCAAUCAUCGAAAAAUACCCCAAGAUUUGGGAGGAUGCUAAAGAUAACAGCCUGUUUGGGUUUGGGUUCAAGGAAACGGACCGACAGACAUUCAGUGUCAGCGAGGAGGAGAGAGAGGAGAUCUACGAACAAGCAUGGCAAAAGGGAGGAGGCUUCCGCUUCAUGUUUGAAACCUUCGGGGACAUCUCGGUCGACGAAGCCGCAAAUAACGCUGCCACCAACUUUAUCAAGCGAAAGAUCUUUGCGACUGUUAAAGAUCCUGAAAAGGCGCGUAAACUUAUACCGACACAACUGUACGCCCGUAGGCCGAUUUGCGACGCCGGCUACUAUGAGCAGUUCAACCUAGACCACGUUGAGGUCGUAAGUUUGCAGGAAACGCCGAUUGUUCAGUUCACGUCUAAGGGUAUCGUAACCUCGGACGGCGCCGAACAUGAACUUGAUGUCGUAGUAUUUGCCACUGGAUUCGAUGCCGUUGACGGCAAUUAUACUCGCAUUGCGAUCAAGGGUAGAGACGGAGAAACACUGAAGGAUCACUGGCAACACCAAGGCUCGACAUCAUACCUUGGCUUGAGCGUGCCAGAUUUCCCAAACAUGUUCAUGAUCCUUGGUCCCAAUGGACCGUUCUGCAAUCUCCCUCCGGCUAUCGAGACCCAAGUCGAGUUCAUUUCAAACAUCAUCGAGGAAGCCGAGAGGAGGGCAAAGAAGGCGACGCCGGCUGCCUUGGUAUCCAGUGCGCAUACCAAUAGAACGAGAUCGGAAGUAGAGUGCUCGAAUGAGCCCGUCAUUGAGGCCACAAAGGCAGCUGAAGAUGAGUGGACGGAUGUCUGUGACAAGCUAAGUGCAGACAGUCUGUUCAGGAAGACUGAUUCAUGGAUAUUCGGCUCCAAUAUAUCCGGGAAAAAGCAUGCGGUGCUGUUCUAUUUUGCAGGCAUUUCAGCAUACCGCAAGGUACUUAACGAUGUUGUCCAGGGGAACUAUAAAGGUUUCAGACCUUUCUAA